CACCCUCCUCCCCCUCCUCCUCCUCCCACCCCCGUCCCGGCUCAUCCCCCUCCAAAACCAGUCACUCCACCACCAAAGCCAGUAACUCCACCACCAAAACCAGUCACUCCUCCACCAAAACCGAUCACUCCUCCACCACCAAAGCCGGUCACUCCACCACCUAAGCCGGUCACUCCACCACCAAAACCCGUCACUCCACCACCAAAGCCGGUCACUCCACCUAAGCCAGUCACUCCACCACCAAAACCAGUCACUCCACCGCCAAAGCCGGUCAUUCCACCUCCAAAGCCGGUAACUCCACCGCCAAAGCCGGUCACUCCACCUCCAAAGCCGGUCACUCCACCACACAAACCGUACACUCCACCACACAAACCGUACACUCCACCGCCAAAGCCAGCAACUCCUCCACCGAAACCGGUUACUCCGCCGCCGGCUAAGCCGCCGGUUCACCCGCCAGUUAUUCCAAAAAGGAGCUUCGUCGCAGUACAGGGCGUUGUUUACUGCAAGUCAUGCAAGUACGCCGGAGCUAAAACACUCUUAGGAGCCACUCCCGUCGCCAAUGCUACGGUGAGGUUGGUAUGCAAGAACAGGUACAAAACCGUGGACUACGCGAAUACUGACAAGAACGGCUACUUCUACCUGAUCGCAAGAGAUAUAGUGACCAGCUACGGGAUCCGCGGUUGCAGGGCGUCGCUGCUCUCGUCGCCGCUGCCCCACUGCCAGAGGCCAUCCCUCCUCCACGACGGCUUAAACGGCGCCAUCUUAAGGUUUGAGAAGAGCUUCGUCUCCGGCAAAAAACCAUUCUCUCUCUACACUGUCGGCCCAUUUGCCUUUGAGCCCAAAUGCCCCCGCACUAAUUGAGAAACCAAUUAUGUCCAUAGAUCUUAUAUAUUUGUGUGUUCAAAAUCAUGGAGUUAAUUAUUCCUAGGAUUUCGCGUUUUGUUUACUUGUUAGUGGGCCAGGGUGUUGUUUCCUUUAAAAUUUGUGCGUCGUAAUGUCAAAUGUGCGUGACUUGAGAUGGUGUUAGUCGAUCUUUUGUUACUUGUUACUUCAUGUGUUGCAAUAAAGAUUUUUAUAUUUAACAAUAAA
Morus notabilis is the source of this 1089-nucleotide messenger RNA. Its product is annotated as non-classical arabinogalactan protein 31. The record is from RefSeq and is a predicted model, not a curated record. The transcript has 2 exons. Lineage: Eukaryota; Viridiplantae; Streptophyta; Magnoliopsida; Rosales; Moraceae. The annotation marks the transcript as partial.